CGACACGCGCGCCACGCCCGGGGGCGCCCCGCGGCCGGCGCGGGGGUCUGAGGGAAGCUCCGACCGCGAGGGGUCCACUGAGGCCCGCGAGGUCGGCCCUGUAUUUUAUUAUUCGCACGUUAUGAAGAACACACGCGCGAAAGGGACAGCGGCUCGGCCAUCGGCCUACAAGGCCUGGGAAGAAGCGGCCAGGCGGGCCCUUCCCCGGCGCAGCGGCUCGGCCUCGACAGACAGCGCCAAGACCCCCGCGCGGGUCCAGCCGCCACGCCGGGCCGGAAAGCCCCCUCCUCCGGCCGGCCCCCUCGCCGGGGCAAGUGCGCAUGCGCGCGCGCCGCUCUAGCCCGCUCGGCGCCGCCGGGCGCGCCUCGUUGGUGACGUCGCACAUCCGGGGCGGUGGCAGCGGCGGCAACAUGGCGGCGCCCAUGGAGGUGGCCGUGUGUACGGACUCGGCGGCGCAGCUGUGGAGCUGCGUGGUGUGGGAGCUGCACUCGGGCGCCAACCUGCUCACGUACCGCGGCGGGCAGGCGGGGCCGCGCGGGCUGGCGCUGCUCAACGGCGAGUACCUGCUGGCGGCGCAGCUGGGCAAGAACUACAUCAGCGCCUGGGAGGUGCAGCGCAAGGACCAGCUCCAGCAGAAGAUCAUGUGUCCCGGGCCCGUCACCUGCCUGGCCACGUCGCCCAACGGCCUCUACGUCCUCGCGGGCAUCGCGGAAAGCAUAUACCUGUGGGAGGUGUGCACCGGGAACCUGCUGGUCAUCCUGAGCCGCCACUACCAGGACGUCUCGUGCCUGAAGUUCACGGGCGACAGCGGCCACUUCCUGUCGGGCGGCAAGGACUGCCUGGUGCUGGCCUGGAGCCUCUGCAGCGUGCUGCAGGUGGACCCCACGAGGAUCCCGGCCCCCCGGCACGUGUGGUCUCGCCACACCCUGCCCAUCACAGACUUGCACUGCGGCUGCGGGGGCCCCCUGGCCCGGGUGGCCACCUCCUCGCUGGACCAGACAGUGAAGCUGUGGGAGCCCCGUCCCCACCCCGCCCGCCCCUGUGCCCCAGCUGUGGGAGCUGUCCUCGGGGGAGCUGCUGCUGUCCGUGCUGUUCGACGUGGGCAUCAUGGCUGUCACCAUGGACUUGGCCGAGCACCACAUCUUCUGCGGAGGCAGCGAUGGCUCCAUCUUCCAGGUGGACCUCUGCACGUGGCCCGGGCAGCGGGAGCAGAGCCUGCAGGCGGAGCAGGACCCCGGGAAGGUCUUCCGAGGGCACAGGAACCAGGUGACCUGCCUCUCGGUGUCCACGGACGGCAGCGUGCUGCUCUCGGGCUCCCACGACGAGAGCGUGCGCGUGUGGGACGUGCAGAGCAAGCAGUGCAUCCGCACGGUGGCCCUCAAAGGCCCCGUGACCAACGCCACCAUCAUGCCGGCGCCGGUCAGCAUGCUCAGCUCCGACUUCCGGCCCAGCCUGCCACUGCCCUACUUCAACAAGCACCUGCUGGGCGCGGAGCACGGGGACGAGCCGCGCCGCGGGGGCCUCACCGUGCGCCUGGGCCUCCACCAGCAGGGCUCCGAGCCCAGCUACCUGGACCGGACGGAGCAGCUGCAGGCGGUCAUGUGCGGCACCAUGGAGAAGAGCGUGCUGGGCGGCCAGGACCGGCUGCGCGUGCGCGUGUCCGCGCUGGAGGACGAGGUGCGGAGCCUGCGCAAGAUCAACCGCGACCUCUUCGACUUCUCCACGCGCAUCAUCACGCGGCCGGGCAAGUGAGGCGGGCAGCGGCCCCCCGGCCCCGGCUCCGCGCGUGCCCGCUGGGGUCCCGUGCCGCGUGCCCACUGGCGCUGCUUUUUGUAACAAAAGAUGUGAAAACUCUGUCGGCCUCUGUCCUGUCCCUGCGUGGGGGGGCGGCCGAGCCCCGGGCGCCUCCUGGCCCGCGUGCCAGAGGCCACGGUGAUCCAGGCGGCCGUGGGGAGGGGUCUUGCUGUCGGGAAAGCCGGUUGGGUCCAGCGGGCCUGGGGGCGCAGUGCCCGGCCCUCGGGGAGAAAGCGGGGCCUCUUGUCGUGCAACCCGUGUCCAGCGGGGUGACCCCUGGAAGCCCCUCCCGAGGGACGGCUGCUGUGUCCCCUCCACAGGCCCCGGAGGGCCCCACCCGUGGGGGCCACAGCUGGUUCUGGGGCCGGCCAUGCCACGCCCGGGGAGGGCUGCGUGCCCCCACUUCCUGGGGAUGCUGCCAGCCAGCGCCUGGAGCCCAGCCCAGCACCCAGAAUCUUCCAGAAGGCUGCCCGCGACUGACAGCCCUGCCCAGUGGGUGAUUUAGCGGGUGCGGU
Messenger RNA from Oryctolagus cuniculus (rabbit), 2309 nucleotides. The record is from RefSeq and is a predicted model, not a curated record. Lineage: Eukaryota; Metazoa; Chordata; Mammalia; Lagomorpha; Leporidae.